This is a messenger RNA of Scheffersomyces amazonensis, 2197 nucleotides long. RefSeq lists its product as uncharacterized. The transcript has a single exon. Gene Ontology annotation, cellular component: anaphase-promoting complex. Lineage: Eukaryota; Fungi; Ascomycota; Pichiomycetes; Serinales; Debaryomycetaceae. The record is from RefSeq and is a predicted model, not a curated record. The coding region runs from base 353 to 1963 and encodes 536 amino acids.
ACCGUCUUGCACAUUGCCUCAUUGGGAAGUCUACACUUUCUACACUUUGUGUGGUCCCUACCGAAUAAUAAACACUAUCAAGACCGGCUGGAUAUUUUAGUUUGUGGCAUACUUUAGCUUAAACUGCAAACGGAUUAUCGCUAAACAACACACCACCAUAGGGCUCUAUUAUCACCACCACAAAAAGAGAAAGAGGGACUGGUUCAUACUCGCUCAUUACCAAGUGUAUCUAAUUUUCCUUUAUCAAUUCAGUUCAUCUAAUUCUAAUUAAUAUUUACUUUAAUAGUUAUCUCAUCGUUAUCCCCAGUUGUUCAUCAAAUUGGUUGUGUAUUUUUAUAUUACAUCAGUAUCCAUGAAUUCUACAUCUAAUAACAAUACAAGCACAAGUUCAAAUGCCAAUAUAGCGUCUAAAUAUAACUUACCCAAAUUCUCUACUGCCUCAUCUACCAAUACUACUACUAAUAAUAAUAAUACUAAUAAUAUAAAUGGAAGAAUAAUAUCUACAUCUCAUAUGGCGGAUUCAACCUUUUUACAUCCUAAUGAUUCAUUGGUUUAUAAUACUACAAGAACUGUCAGUUCAUCUUCAACGUCAAUGAUAAGUACCCCAAGUAAUAAUAUACGAAGAUUCCAAAAGCAUCGACAACAACAAGCUACCACUGGUCAACAACAAACCCAGCGAUCUCAUCAUGAUUCUAAACUGCAACAUCUACUGAAAAAUGCUGGAAUAAUCAAAACUAAGUUACUAAAUCUUCAUCAAUCUCUGAAACGAUAUGUUGAUAAUAUGAAUUAUUCAUCACAAACUAUAGAUGAGAGUCAUCCGAAUAGAUCAAUACCCAGUUUUAUAAUUCAUAAACCUAUGAAUAUGAAUGGAUAUGAUUAUUCAGUUUUCACUAAUUAUCCUAAUGGUAUUGAUUUACAACAUGGGGAUCAUUUACCUCCUGCUAUCAAAGAAUCACAAAUUAAAGCAUGGGAAUCAGCUGAGAGAAUGACUAAAAAUAUCAUUUUUGGAGAUUCAAGUGAAUCUGAAGAUGAUGGAUUAAGUGAAAAUGAGGGUCAAGAUAAUAAUAAUAAUAGUAUUAAUAAUAAUAUUUAUAAAAAUGGACUGAUAGGGAAACGUAUACCUACUAGAAGUAAAAAUAUUAAGAAUAAUAUUAUUCAAGCAAUUCCUGGAUAUACAAGAGGAGAAUUACAAAUAAUAUUAGAAUCAUUUAAUAAAUCAGGUGUUAAGGAUGAUAAUUCAGAAGCUGAAUUAAAAAGACUUUUAAAUGAAAGUAAACGAGAUAUUCAAGAUCGUCAUGAUAAAAUAUUUCAACAAGCCCAUACAUAUAAUGCUAAACGUCAAGUUCAAAUAACUCAAAAGAAGGAAGUAUUAACUCGAUUAUUUGGAUUAAGUAAUGGAUUAAAUCAAGAUUAUAUUACUAAUAAUUCCAUUUAUUCAGCAUUCGAUAAUAGUUCCAAUAUUCAAAAGACAUUUGUAGAAGAUAGAGAUGAAAUAUCUGGAUUAUUAGAAGAAGAUCGAGCAUUUCAAUUGGAAUUAGAAGAUACACGAACAUUAUUAAUGGAAAGAUCAAAUGAUUUAAAUGGAGAAGGAUCAUCAAGUGUUAGAAGAAAAAGAAGAAGAAGUUUUAAUAAGUUUGAUAUGGAUGAAAUUGCCUAUGAUAAGUUUCAAACCAUUAUAAAACAAAAAUUAGAUAAGAUAUAUAAGAAUCAAUUAAGAAAGUAUGAAGGAAUUGAUGUUAAAGAUGUUAGUAGUCAAGAUCAAGAUCAUAAUCAAGAUCAAGAUCAUGAUCAUGAUGAUUCUACUACUAGUCAAGAUGAUAAUCAAUACUCAUUUGAUGAUUAUGAUGGAGCCAUUACUGAUCAGUUUAAUGAAGAACUCCACUUCUUUACCCUCAAUUUUCUCAGAAAGUGCGUCAAACUUGCAACUACUGAUAAUAACGGUGGAAUGAGCACCGAAGAUUGAAUUGGUAAAUCCUCACCGGAAAACAUUCUACCCUCAAGUAAUAAAAAAUUCAAAACUUAUGUAUGUACUGGUUCGCCACCUUUUGUGGCACACCCACUAAAAAUUUCGCAUCUUGGAUUCGUAAUCAAAAUUCGUCUGCAGGGAGGAAAAGCCUGGAGCAGCAAUUCAAACCCCAUUGACCCAUUGAACAUUAGUGAUGAUUAAUUUGUAGAUACUUUUGAAAUACACAGCAAC